Messenger RNA from Pseudogymnoascus verrucosus, 1334 nucleotides. RefSeq lists its product as uncharacterized. The record is from RefSeq and is a predicted model, not a curated record. Gene Ontology annotation, molecular function: zinc ion binding; carbonate dehydratase activity. The transcript has 3 exons. NCBI's taxonomy places the organism in Eukaryota, Fungi, Ascomycota, Leotiomycetes, Thelebolales, Thelebolaceae. The coding region runs from base 731 to 1273 and encodes 180 amino acids.
CUCGAGGAAGAGAGGAAGUUGUCGCCGAUUAUGCUGUCCAUAGUCACCCUUCGCUCGCCGAGCGAUUGCAAUACCGUGCAUAGCAUGGCGGCGAAUCUUGCGUCUAUCCACUUUUGACUCUGCUAGAUCUGGCCGGCCAGUUGAGGUGACGAAGACAAACGCAUCAUCCAUGCCGGCUAGUCGCGAUUGAGAAAGUAGUACCCUGGCAAAUAAGAGAUGGAAAAAGCUUACGCAAGUGAUGCGAGGCGUUCAUAUAUCAUGUACAUCGUAAUCAAGCCGAGGAUCAGGUCAGAGGCGGCGUGCCCAUGCGCUUUGUCAACAUGUUGUUAAGAGGUUGGAAUCGUCAUGAUUCGUGAAGCUGGGGAAAUGACCAGGGUACUACUGCCUCCUUUAGGCAUAGCGUUGAUUUUCCCGUAAGCUGUGAACUUAUGCAGCAAUUUGAUUCCUCGAUGUAGAAUCUGAUUGAUUCUGAACCACUUACUGUUCCAAAUAAUUAAAAGGAAUAUUUCUAAUCAUGUCUAAUCUCGUUUCAUUUUGGAAAUGCUUACUCUGCAUCUCCUCAGGAUUCAGCCUGGUACGGACUCGACGACAGCCAUGCUUGAGUAUAUAAACAUCAGACAUUCCCACAUUUGAGAGUAUCCAUUCCACAACAAAUUCUCUGACCAUCAAUUCAAAGAUCCAUCUAACUAUCAGCUUAACCAAACAAAACUCAACACCGACCCAAUUCAAAAUGGCCGAAAAAAUCACCAUCGAAGAGCUUCUAGCUCGCAACAAGACCGUCAUGGCAUCUCACAAACCAGAACCGACAUUCCAAUUCCUAGCCGAGAACCAAAUCGCCGUUGCCAAAACCCUCGUCGUCGCCUGUGCCGACCCUCGCAGCGACCCUUCCUACAUCUUAGGUCUCAACUUCGGUGAAGCUGGAAUCCUCCGUAACGUAGGGGGUCAAGUAAAACCCCUCCUCAACGACAUACUCGCCCUCGACAACCUGAUCACCUUCAAACAAGUCAUGGUAAUCCACCAUACAGACUGUGGAAGUACACACUUCACCAACGAACAGGUGCGCGGUGUUCUCACACAACGGGACCCUCGGGCUGCGGCAGAAAUGGAGGUGGAGAGUGUUGAUUUUGGCGCCGUUAGUGAUCUCCCCAAUAGUGUUGUGAGAGACAUCAAAUUCCUCAAGGAGAGUAAAUUGGUGAGGGAGGAGUUGAAGGAGAAUAUUAAGGGAUAUCUUUAUGAUAUUGAGAAGGGGAGUUUAGAGGAGAUUUCGGGGUAGAUAUAUAAACUCGUACACAUACUAGUAUCAACUACCACAAUAAUAAAAACUUCUUUCCUCA